AUGACAGUACAAGCAUUCGGUGCCUUUAUCACCCAUGAAAGUGACCCAUCCGCUGCUGUCCGUGGACUUGCCCCCGUCGUCCAUCGAGACAACAUUACCGCUGUGUCACCCACUGAGUACGAGCUCGACGAACUACAAUGGGGCAGACGCUUGAACGGUCCAUGUAAGGCGCCCUCUCGCAAUGCAUCGCCUGUCGGUCGGUCUCUUCCUCCAACGCCUGGCGAGUUGGAACGAAGUCAACCUCCUACACCAAAGCGAGAUCAAGCUGUUGAUGCCAUCGUUCAGUCCAUAUCGAAUCCACCCAGAAAUCGUUGGCGAGUAGCGGCGGCGAGUGUCAUGUUCUUUUUGCUGGGCCUGAAUGAUGCCGCCACUGGUGCUUUGAUCCCAUACCUGGAAAAAGACUACCAUAUCGGAUAUGCCAUUGUUUCUUUGAUUUUCAUCACUAAUGCUCUCGGGUUUAUUUCGAUGGCACCAGUCAUCCAGCUCAUCGAGUCUCGGCUCGGUCGGACUCGUUCCUACAUCAUCGCAACCUCUAUGAUGAGCAUCGGCUACAUUACCAUCGUCUGCUCUCCACCAUUUCCUGUGGUGGUGCUCAGCUUCUAUUUUCUCGGCUGUGGGAUGGGACUGUUUCUAGCCAUGACCAACGCCUUUAUUGUCAACUUGCUCAAUGGCACUGUCGUCCUAGGCUUUUGCCACGGUCUAUAUGGGCUGGGCGGUAUUGUCUCCCCUUUAAUUGCUACGGCCAUGGUGUCAAGCGGCAUUCACUGGGCGCAUUUCUACUUCAUUACGCUGUCUAUAUCCUUGCUUUCUGUUUUGUUGAUGGGCUGGUCCUUCAGAGGCUUCGAGAGCGAUGCUGCUGUCCAGUUACUUUCGUCUCUCGAACGGACCGCUUCACGCCAGGCUGCUGGUUCGGCCGAACUCACCAAAGUUCAGGUGCUCAAAAGGGCGGUCAAGAACAGGACAACGCUCCUUGGAGCGACCUUUGUCUUUUUCUAUCAGGGAGCAGAGGUGGCCAUUUCCGGCUGGGUCAUCUCUUACCUGAUUCAUUACCGAAGAGGCGAUCCCUCCCAUGUCGGUAAUGUCACCUCUGGAUUCUGGGGCGGCAUUACUGUUGGAAGGUUUAUCUUGACUCAUUUUGCUCACAAGGUCGGGGAGAAGUUUGCGGUCGUUCUCCUGAUCAUUGGAGCCGCCAUCUUCCAGCUUCUGGUUUGGCUUGUACCAAACAUUAUCGGAAACGCCGUGGCAGAAUCCAUUGUCGGUUUAUUCCUCGGACCAAUCUACCCAUGCGCCACCGCCGUCUUUGCCAAACUUUUACCCAAGAGCAUCCAAAUCAGCAGUUUGUCAGUCGUGACAUCGAUGGGAAGCUCUGGCGGCGCACUGGUACCUUUCAUCACUGGCAUAUUGGCACAAAAAUUGAGUACCGUUGCCCUCCACCCGGUUGUUUUGAUUUCGUUUGCGUCAAUGUCAGUUACGUGGUUUCUGCUGCCACGCAUUGGGAAGAGGACCGAGUGA
Cladophialophora psammophila CBS 110553 is the source of this 1512-nucleotide messenger RNA. RefSeq lists its product as uncharacterized. Gene Ontology annotation, molecular function: transmembrane transporter activity. NCBI's taxonomy places the organism in Eukaryota, Fungi, Ascomycota, Eurotiomycetes, Chaetothyriales, Herpotrichiellaceae. The record is from RefSeq and is a predicted model, not a curated record. The coding region runs from base 1 to 1512 and encodes 503 amino acids. The transcript has 3 exons. Gene Ontology annotation, biological process: transmembrane transport. Gene Ontology annotation, cellular component: membrane.